This is a messenger RNA of Protobothrops mucrosquamatus (brown spotted pit viper), 1946 nucleotides long. RefSeq names its product phospholipid phosphatase 3-like. Lineage: Eukaryota; Metazoa; Chordata; Lepidosauria; Squamata; Viperidae. The coding region runs from base 134 to 1090 and encodes 318 amino acids. The transcript has 7 exons. Gene Ontology annotation, biological process: phospholipid metabolic process; phospholipid dephosphorylation; signal transduction. The record is from RefSeq and is a predicted model, not a curated record. Gene Ontology annotation, molecular function: phosphatidate phosphatase activity.
UCCUCCUUCCCCUCCGAGCUCUGGUGUCGCCCACCCGGACGCGCGUGCUUUGAAGGAGAAAGCGACGUCCGCCAGGCGCUAAGACAUUGGAUCCAACUUGAUCCUGCAGAAGGCAAACUGACCUGAACAGAUCAUGCGAAACAAUCACUCUGAACUUCAGAAUCAGGCCCUGCAGCCUUUACAGUGGCAGAGUGAUCAUAGAGAGGUCCGGGUGACGGUGCGGAGCUCAAGAAUCCAGUCCACUGCCUUUGCUCCUCCACAAACAUUGCUGAGGAAGACCUUGGUGGCCUUCGAUAUUGUGUGUUUACUUGUGGCGUCCGUCCCAUUCUUCAUCUGUGAAUUUGGCCUCGUUUCUCCAGUGCGUCGUGGCUUCUUCUGCAAUGACAGUAGCAUCAGUUACCCACUGCAGCAUCCCGAGACCAUCACCGACACAGUGCUCAUUUCAGCAGGCACCCUGAUCUCCUUCCUAGCAAUCACUAUAGGCGAAAUCUUCCACGUGCAUUACCUGCCUCACAGAUCACGCUCUACAAUCUCCAAUCCUUAUGUGACUGCCCUCUAUAAAGAAAUCGGGGCCUUCCUUUUUGGCUGCUGUGUGGGUCAGUCACUCACUAACAUGGCAAAGGUUGCUGUAGGUCGCCUCCGUCCACAUUUUCUGGCUGUCUGCCAACCUAAUUUCACUCACAUUGUCUGCUCUGCUGGAUACCUGGAGGACUAUAUUUGCACUGGUAGCCGCUCUAAGGAAAAGGAGGCCAGAAAAUCCUUUUACUCUGGCCAUGCCUCCUUUGCCAUGUAUACCAUGAUGUACUUAGUGUUCUACCUGCAGGCCCGAUUCACCUGGCGAGGCGCUCGAUUGCUACGCCCACUGGUCCAAUUUGUGUUACUGAUGCUAGCCAUAUACACAGGGCUGACUCGCGUCUCAGACUAUCAGCACCAUCCAUCUGACGUAAUUGUGGGACUGUUGCAAGGAGCACUUGUAGCCUAUUGGGUGGCUUUCUAUAUUUCCAGCAUGUUUCACUGCAAGCAGCAGCCUCAUCCUGUACCGUCAAGCAUCUUGGACAGUCCCAGCUCAGACCAUCAGACGGAUUGCUAGGAAAGACUCAAAGAUAGGCAGAGACUACUUCUGUUUUGUUAGCUGCAGGACCUCAAACAACUGAGCCAUUGGCUGGGCAUUCACUGCUGUACAAACUGCAUUGGCACAGUGGCACGGUCACAGCCAGGUUGGGGUUCCUUGGAAGCAUUUGAUCACUGUUGUAUCAAUGGCCACCACUACAUCAAUUGCUACAAGCACCAGGAGAAACAGCAAGUGGUGCGCUGAAGAUCUCCCCUUCCUCUGAGUGUUAGGUAGGGCAGCCUAGUUUUCACUGAGAUGGGAAAACAUUAGACCACUCCACACAUCUUCUUGAGCCUCUCUCCUGUUGGAAAACACCAAUGUCCAUGUCCUGUUGGGCUUUCCUUUAGAACACAAAAUCCACUUUUUAAAAACUGGUAUUAUUUAGGAAGACGCGCCCUUCCUCUUCACUGAUAUUGAGAUGAUCUCAUCCCUGAAGUAUUAUUAUGCAGUCAGAUGAUGAUGCUUGGAGAAGGAUAACAACUGUGGAAUAUUUAGCACCUGUGGUUUUAUUUCUACUGCAUUGAAACGCAAUUGAAAGUAUAGGUGGGAAGAAAGUACCUAACCUAACUACUCUAGGCAUCUUCCAAUUAUGUUGGGAUAGCAUCUGCCAGCUGGGCAGCCAAAUCUAAAAAAAUCAAGGUGUUACAGGCCUAACCUAUCUCAUGGGUGCUAGAUUGCAGAAAACUGGUAUAGAAAAAGUCACAAAAGACCUGAUGAGACCUUUCUGUCUUCUAAACCUGAUCUCUUCCACCCCUUAUAAUGUGAAAGAUGUUUUUGUAAUAAAUGGUACUGACAAUCACAUAAUUUAAUGGUUGCAACUGGGUAAAAGUUAGUU